AUGUCACGCCCCAAACCUGGGAAGCCUUGGCUGUCUUGUUAUUGGGAUCCUGGACCAGCUCUUGGAGAACUUGAGAGAGUUUUGAUUUUCUUUGUACAUGGGAUUUUAGACCCUAUUGAUUUCUUGGCAUUACAAGCUAUUCGAAAAAGCUUAGAUGAUUUACCAGGUUCGAAUUAUUUUGCUUCUUGGGAUUUUACUUCUGAGCCUUGUAAUUUUGCUGGAGUUUACUGUGAUGGAGAUAAAGUGAUCGCAUUGAAUCUUGGUGACCCGAGAGCUGGGUCACCGGGUCUAACCGGAACUUUGGAUCCUUCUAUUGGGAAACUUUCUUCUCUUGCUGAGUUUACUGUAGUUCCGGGUCGGAUAACCGGUGCAUUACCCGAAAGUUUGUCUCAGUUGAAGAACUUGAGAUUUCUUGGAGUUAGCCGGAACUUUCUCUCCGGCGAUAUUCCGGCGUCAUUGGGUCAGCUCCGGGAGCUACAAACUCUUGAUCUUAGUUUUAAUCAGCUCACUGGAAAUAUACCUUGGGCUAUUGGUGCACUUCCAGCAUUAUCCAACAUUAACCCGUUUAGACCUUAA
Molecule: messenger RNA, 576 nt
Organism: Nicotiana tabacum (common tobacco)
Lineage: Eukaryota; Viridiplantae; Streptophyta; Magnoliopsida; Solanales; Solanaceae
Source: RefSeq, a predicted model, not a curated record